Messenger RNA from Salvia splendens (bonfire salvia), 871 nucleotides. Its product is annotated as COBRA-like protein 7. Gene Ontology annotation, biological process: cellulose microfibril organization; plant-type cell wall cellulose biosynthetic process. NCBI's taxonomy places the organism in Eukaryota, Viridiplantae, Streptophyta, Magnoliopsida, Lamiales, Lamiaceae. The record is from RefSeq and is a predicted model, not a curated record. The coding region runs from base 8 to 730 and encodes 240 amino acids. The transcript is spliced from 3 exons. Gene Ontology annotation, cellular component: plasma membrane.
AUCGAUAAUGAACUACCAGCUAUUCCGGCAAAUCGAGGAGCCGGGAUGGAAGCUAAGCUGGAGAUGGGGAGGAAGCGAAGUAAUAUGGAAUAUGUUCGGGGCAGAGGCGACUGAGCAGGGGAACUGCUCCUUCUUCAGAGGCAAAGUUGCGCCACAUUGCUGCGAAAAGGAGCCCGUCAUCAUAGACCUUCUGCCCGCUGCACCUUACUCCAUGCAGGUCGCCAACUGCUGCAGAGCCGGAAUCCUCACAUCCAUCACUCAGCAUCCCAACAAAUACGUCUUCGCUUUCCUCAUGCACGUCGGGAUUGCAGACCCCAGCGACGCACCACCCGGGUGCCAACCGCCUUCUCCAUUGGCGUCCCGGGAUACACCUGUGUUUCGUGCGUCGCUUGCACCAAGAUGCUGCGUUUCCUUAUCGGCUUUCUACAAUGAGACCAUCGUCAAGUGUCCAAUGUGUAGCUGUGCUUGCCAGGAUGAGGCUAAAUCUCAAUGUGUCACGGCAGGGGUGUCGGGUCCUACAAUGCUGCAGCUAAGUCGGAACGAGCCGGUGGUGCAGUGCACGAGCCACAUGUGCCCGAUAAUGGUGCAUUGGCACAUCAAGCAGAGCUACACGCAUUAUUGGAGGGUGAAAGUGAGUAUUUCAAUCUCAAUACCUUUUUCAUUGAAUUUUCAGAUGAUAGUGGGGUUUUUUAUGGGAUUCAAUAUUACAACGACAGGCUUGUGCAGUUAGGGAAGAAUGGGAAUGUACAAACGGAAAUAUUGAUGCAUAAAGAUACAGGCUUUACAUUUAAGGAAGGGUGGGGAUUUCCUAGGAAGAUCUCGUUUAACGGUCAAGAUUGUGUGAUGCCAUCAACAGAUGAUUAUCCCAGGC